AUGCUGCUUUCGGCCAGCGCAAAUAACACUUAUUUGCGAGACGUGCCGUCUUCCCGUCUUGUUGAAACGAUUGGUAACAUACAAGCACCGAAUCAAGGCGGGACACUAGGACGCCUCAACUAUGUUGAAGUCAACGACCAAUACGCUUUCUUCUGCGGGUCCAUUCAACUACGUGCUUUUGCAAGGGGCGGUGGGGCCUUGGUCUAUCACUUGGGCAUGAAAGAUUUGCCGUGCACCUACUGGGACGUGCUUCCAGAUAGCGACGAUGUCCCGUGCGCUUCUUCGCUCUUCCAGCCCCAACUACUUCACGAAGCAUAUCACGUCUCUUCUACAUGCCAGAGCAACUGCGUUGCUGCCCAUGUAUCUUCCUCGGGCAAGGACAUGGACCGCAUCCGGGAUCUUCAUCUGGAUGCCCAGCUUCAAAUACCUCAUCCAUUACGAGGCCGCUCUCAACAACACAGCAACCCUCCUCAACUUUAAUCUCUCUUGACGACAACGUCCGAGACAUCUCCGUCUAUCUAGCUCACGGAGAAUCAAAUGAAAAAGC
Molecule: messenger RNA, 547 nt
Organism: Suillus clintonianus
Lineage: Eukaryota; Fungi; Basidiomycota; Agaricomycetes; Boletales; Suillaceae
Exons: 2
Coding region: 1-480 (159 amino acids)
Source: RefSeq, a predicted model, not a curated record